AUGCUGUCUUCGUUUCAAGAGGAGCGCUAUAAUACUUUGGAUAAUCUCAAGACUGCCUUCUCUGAAUGUCUCUCAGAAUGGUGCUCACUGCGUCCUCUCUACUUCGCUAUUUUGUCAAUCGUUAAAAACCCCGUUGUUAUUCGUGCAAAAGAACUGGAUUUCCCCCCACCAGUGGAACACAACAUUGAUGACAUUGGCCUUAUGAGCCUCUCCCAGUUUAUAAAAACGAGUGGUGACUUGUUCAGGAGUGCACAGGCUUCUUUUAACCGGACUGCCGAUGCUGCUUCCUCUUCGUCGGAGUUGUCUUGGUGCUCGCGCUCUUUAUCUCGGUUGGUUGAAUCAAAUAACUUAAGCAAAGGGAAGAGGCGCGUUAGCACCCAGGAUAUCUCACAACGUUUGGACACCCUAAUAAUUGACCUCAAAAAAUUGAUAUCUGCUGAAAAAGAGAAUUUAGCAUACACAGACGACUUGGCCGCGGAAAAAUCAAGUUCAUCCCAAGCGGCCUCUGGCAACUCCCGUAUUCUCGGUCGUCUGCGCUCAUCAUCCAUCAAAACCGGUGGACCAAUUUCUACCACCGGGGGCGCUCGACCGAGAAAAUGCGAAGCAAGGCACAGUGGAACACCUCGCAUUCUGCCACCACUGGAACCGAUCCGGCUUAUUGCCAUGCGUGAAGGUUUCAGGGUGAGGCCUUUGAAAAAUGCAACUUCGUCCCUCCGUGCAACACCAAAACAGAUUCAAAGACCCCUUAUCUGUCCACCCAUUGUUGAAAAUCAGUGUUCCACCUCCUCCGUUAAUUUGCCUGUCGUCAAGACUAACAAAGUAUCAAGCUCACGAGCGCCACUGAUGCCACUCCGCGUGGAUACUGAAAGCUCCGCACAAUUUAACCUGCUUUCGCCACCAAAAAGCCCUGUCUUCGAUUCACUCAUGGAAGCAUCGACCAGCUCGGUGUCGUUCGACUACGCAUUGCUUAACGAAAACUCUAUCGAGCAGGACGAGGAUGAGGAAGUGGUGGAGGACGAGGAAGAGUUGGAGAGUGAGGAAGAGGUGGAGGUGGAGGGUGAGGAGAGCUUUGGACUACUCAGCUUUGAGAACAUGAGUGAACCUGCCUCAAAACUAUUUACAUCCGAAUCAACUGGACCCGAAGACUGA
Mesocestoides corti is the source of this 1149-nucleotide messenger RNA. NCBI's taxonomy places the organism in Eukaryota, Metazoa, Platyhelminthes, Cestoda, Cyclophyllidea, Mesocestoididae. The record is from the annotation of a GenBank genome assembly.